This is a messenger RNA of Leptopilina boulardi, 1693 nucleotides long. RefSeq lists its product as uncharacterized. Bases 305 to 1624 code for a protein of 439 amino acids. The record is from RefSeq and is a predicted model, not a curated record. The transcript is spliced from 6 exons. Gene Ontology annotation, molecular function: phosphatase binding. Lineage: Eukaryota; Metazoa; Arthropoda; Insecta; Hymenoptera; Figitidae. Gene Ontology annotation, biological process: negative regulation of phosphatase activity.
UAUUAAAAUUCAAAAAUUAUUUUUUUAAUAUUUCUAUAUUUUCUAUUUGACAAUGAAAAAAUUUCUUUAAAUUAAAAUUAUAAAAAAAAAAAAUAAGAAAAGAAAUAUUUUCAAAGGUCGCCGCAAUUUGUUUUCAUUGAAAAUAAUUUCGAAACCAUGCCAACGAUUUAGAAUCAAAUCAAUAUUCCUACAACUUCAGCUCGUGUCAUUUCUUUGGUUUCACAUAAUAAGUGAACCAAUUUGUUUUUUAAAUUUUCUCUCAAUUUGAAUAGAAUUUCGAUUUUUCUUUUUUUUUUUUAACAAAAUGAGCGAGAGAAAAUAUUUUGUUUGGAAUGAAGUUACCGAAGGAAUUUCACUUGCAGGUAGAACUUCAAAAUUAGAAGAAGAUCAAAAGAAAAAUAGAGGGAAAUUGAAAUUAUCGCAAAAGGAAAUUGAUAUUUUUUGUCCACACUCAUAUUUAGUUUUUAAUUUUCAAGAAGCUUUGAGCACAAAUCAAGAGAUAAAAUUUCGUAAACAUUUUAUGAGAAAAAGCAAAUCAAAGGAGAAUGAUAUUAUUUAUUUACAAGAUGUGAAAAAUUUAGUACUUUAUCUAACGACAAAUCGAAUUAGUGUACAGUUUAUUAAUUUUUUUCAUUUACCAAUAGCCGAUUGUUUUUUACGUGCACUUAUUAUUUAUUUUCAAUAUUAUCUUGAGACUUGGGAGGAAAUGAUGACAACACGAAAUGCAAUUGAGAAGAAAAUUGAAAAUCCUUUAGCGCAUGGCGAACAAUUGAAACGUGCAAAUGAUUUAAAUUGUUUACGUUUAAUUUUAGCCAGUGAAUAUUCAAAUUUAUUAAUUGGCUCCAAUUAUGGUGAAUAUUAUCAUCAUAUGAUGAUUGAUAAAAAAUCAUUUAUUCAAUCGCAACAUGAAAAGGAUUUGAGAAUUUUUGAAACUUUAUUGGCAAUUUCACAUCAAGUUAUUUGGAUUGCAUUGCAGAGAAAAUUUUACAAUUUAAUUGAAAUUGAAUUACACAGAUUGUUUAGAAAUGAUUCUUACAAUAUAGCGGAGAGAAAAAAUCCAGAACUGAUGAAAAAUAUCAAAGACAAUGAACGUGUUGAGUUACAUGGACCAAAAAUGAGAAAAAGAAGAAAACUUUUGAGAAAUUCAUCAUUGCCUUAUCAAUUAUUGAAUUCAGAAUGUGAUUUUCGACUUUUGGCUUUAGAUUCAUUGACAUCAAAAGAUCCACGUGUUAUUUUUUUUCAAAAUGCUCUACAUCUCGAAGAAGAUAAACUUGGAGAAUUGGGAAUAAAAGUGGGAAUUUUGGGAAUGCCACGUUCAAAUUUCGAUCAUUUACUAUUGCCAAUUUCUGAGCCAAUUAAAAAUGAAGACGAAGAUCUAUCACAGGAUCAAUUCUUCCCCUGGAAAAUUAAUCUCGAGAAAUCGUUUGAGGAAAUUCCAAAUGCUCGACCAGAUUUUGAGUUAAAUUUAAAAUUGGAGAAAAAAUCGAAAUUCUAUACGAGUAAAAAAUAUAAUAAAUCACGAAAAGAGGAGAGAAAAAAAUGGAUUGAUCGUGCAAUUAUUCUUGCGACAAGAAAGCAAAAAGAUAUUAUUUCAACGACAACAACAACAUGGGAGCAUAAUUAAAUUAGUAAUGUAAAAAUGAAAAACAAUUAUAAAUAACUAAAAUUUUAAUUGUUUUAAAUAAAUGGAGAA